AGGCCAGAGUUGUGUUCAUGCAGGAGGUUUAUUCUGACAGCAGUAAGUGAAUCAUUUGACGAGAAGUUGAACGAGUCUUUAAGUUUCACUUCACAGAGUCAUUUGGCUUCACCAGUCACAUUAGUGCUGACAAAAUGAAGUCCAGACCACACAGCAAAGUGAGGAGACGUUUCCAUCAUCCCAGCCUGAGGCUGCUUUUCCUUUUCCUACCAGAGAUCUUCAGCUCUGUUGGUGGAUCUUCAGUUCAGGAGGUGAUCGGUGCUGUAGGCGAGUCUGUUACAUUCACUACCAGUGUACCGGUUUCUGGAACUAUAAUUUAUAAAGGAGGCACAGUUGGACUGGUGAUGAAUAAACAGAGUGAAACAGACCAGAAUGAGAAGUUUAUGAAUCGUCUUGAUUGGGUCAGUCAGAGUGGGUUCUUCACUCUCUCAGACCUGAGAACAGAUGAUUCAGGACUUUACACAGUGGAGAGCAUUAAAGAGCCGAAAGGAAGACAGGAUUAUCAGUUGGAGGUGUACGAGAGAGUUUCAGCUCCUCAGGUGAAGAACACAGACUCCAGUCCUUCAGAGUUGUGUUCAUUCCUGUGUUCUGUGAGGAACGUCAGAGGACUGAAGCUGGAUUUGUAUGAAGACGAUGUUUUAUUAAAUCACACCAGCAGCAGCAACACAUCCGACACCACACUGAAUCUUCAUCUAGAAAUAAAGAAGACGGACGAUCACAGACGGAGAACCUUCAGCUGUGUGGCUUCCAACCGAGUCAGUACCGAGAAAACCACGAUCGACAUCACACACUACUGCUCUCUGAACCCCGGUCUGAACACAGGAAAUUACACGGGAUUCUGUCUGUGAGGACAACAGUCGUGUAUGAGCAGGUUCGUGUGCAGUGACUGCAGCAGUAGUGGAACAGAACAGAACUGAAGGAUGCUUAUCAGAUUAUGAUCAGACCAAAAUAAAUAGAGAGAGAGAGAGAGAGAGAGAGAGAGAGAGAGAGAGAGAGAGAGAGAGAGAGAGAGCGAGAGAGAGAGCUCUGGACACUUUAUUGGUACGUUUUUUUUUUGUUUGUUUUGUUUUUUACAUAAACACAGAAUCCAGAAUGCAACAGUGCAUGGACAAACAUUUCAGCAUUUUUUUUUUUAAAGAAUAGACAAUACACAGUUCGUUCACAUUUGCAUACUAAUUUACAUAAUCACAUGUGCAACUAAUCAUCCAGCACUAUUUGAAGUACAAUAAUUUCAUCCUUCAUGUUUAGUUCAGAAUUAAAAGUUCUUGUGUUGGAACACGUUUACAUAAACUGUAUAUUCUAACCGUAUUUUCACACGAGAGCGUGACAAAGCGACAACCGAUCGUUCAUUUUCUCUUUGUGUGUGUGUGUGUGUGUGUGUGUGUGUGUGUACGAAUCGGAGUCGCGAUUUCAGCGAUAACUGAACGGAUCUUAAUGUCAUGCAAAUCUGGUAUCAAACCUUAAAGUGACAAAAGCAAACAGUUUCCUCAAAUGAUUCCCUUCAGUUCUCUUCUCUUACAUUUAGUUCCUACCAGCACUUAGUUCCAUUUACUAUUUGACACACAAAUGUUAGAAAACGUGCAGUAUAACCUCAUGGUUUCAUUUCUCCUGUCAUAUACGACCUCUCAUUAAAUGUGUAGAGAUAUUUAUGAAGGAAAAUCAACCUCAGAAGAUCGUUGGAGAUUGUGGUGAGUGUGCGUAGCUAGUACAGUUAGCUCACUUUGCUAAUCUACGUAGCCAGUGGAGCUAGUACGACGCCUAGCAUGUAACGUAGCUCACACAACUGAUUUUCACACUGAUGACGGCGUUAUUUAUUUUCAUUUGUUAGGUUUUGAGCUGUGUUUAUAUGCUACUGUUUCUAAUCAAAACUAAAAACAACAACACUGGACUGAACAGAGAGAAACUACAAGCAACACAAACGUCUUGUGCUCUGUUAGACUGAACGCAGGGUAAUGGCUGUUCUUCCAAAUUAACAAAAAAGGUCUUUAAGUUGCAGUUGUACGGAUGAAAUUAUGAUUAAAUAAAGCCGACAGCUUGGGUAGAAUAAAAAACAUCAAUAAUGUUGAUUGUAAUAGUCAUGUAAACCUUAUCACCUGUUGUUUUGUGUGUCUAAAUAAACCAUUUUCCAUCACUA
Molecule: messenger RNA, 2134 nt
Organism: Ictalurus punctatus (channel catfish)
Lineage: Eukaryota; Metazoa; Chordata; Actinopteri; Siluriformes; Ictaluridae
Exons: 4
Coding region: 135-848 (237 amino acids)
Source: RefSeq, a predicted model, not a curated record